Messenger RNA from Aspergillus sclerotioniger CBS 115572, 1673 nucleotides. RefSeq lists its product as uncharacterized. NCBI's taxonomy places the organism in Eukaryota, Fungi, Ascomycota, Eurotiomycetes, Eurotiales, Aspergillaceae. Gene Ontology annotation, molecular function: DNA-binding transcription factor activity, RNA polymerase II-specific; RNA polymerase II cis-regulatory region sequence-specific DNA binding; zinc ion binding. The coding region runs from base 336 to 1364 and encodes 342 amino acids. Gene Ontology annotation, cellular component: chromatin. The record is from RefSeq and is a predicted model, not a curated record. Gene Ontology annotation, biological process: DNA-templated transcription; regulation of transcription by RNA polymerase II. The transcript has 4 exons.
CUCAGGCCGUUAACGAGACCCCUCAACCCAAGUACGAUGAAGUUUUGGAAUCCGGUCAGCGCGCUCACUUUCCCACUUCACAGCCGAUCCCGUUCAAUCCCCUUGCACGGACAGCUGUAUAUAUGCCACCUCUCUGCAUAACAGAGAAGCAAAACACGAAGAUCGUGCGGGCGCUUACUCCAUUUCACCAUCUACUGCCCAACUUUAUCCUGCCAUCUCGAGAGUCACUAACUCGGUUUCUGAGUGCGUGGUUUGACAGGGCCUAUGCUCACAUGCUGUUCAUGCACGGGCCCUCCUUCAACCCUGAUUAGCAUCCAGUGGAACUAAUCCUAGCGAUGGCGGCAGCAGGUGCACAGUGUCGGUAUGAGCAUCGACAGGGCCACCUGCUCUUUCAUGCUGUGAAAGCCAUCUUUCAAGAACGGCAGCGGCGGAAGGAAGGGGAAGCGAUCGACGGACAUCAAUUGACUAGCAUCACCGUGACCUCCGACCUGGACGUGACCCGUCCAUCGAUAACGAACAAUAUCAGAUGUCUUCUGAAUCUGAUGAUACUUGCUACUUGGCAACGGGGUCCUGGGUUCGUGAGAGAUAUCUGCGACUGGCAGAGCCUGCUGGUUCGCCUGCUGAGGGAGAGUGGGCUAGUCGAGACCAACAUUCCUACCUCGGCCACGCUCGGCUGGCAAGCGUGGAUACACCUGGAACUAGAUCGCCGCGUCAAGCUCUUUGCAUUUGCUUUGUUAAAUCUCCAAAGCAUUGCGUACAAUCUACCACCUAUACUCCUCAGUAGCGAGGUGAAUCUUCGACUGCCAUGUAUUUGCGGUGAAUGGAGGACUAUUGAUGAGACCCACUGGGAACAAGUCCGUCGCGAUAUCCCGCAUGAACAGCCUCUUUUCCAAGAUGCCCUCGAGUAUUUUCUGAAGCAGAACAGGGCACCGCCGGCAAUCACUCCCACGCCAUCUCCGGCUGCGAGUCUGAUCCUUAUUCACGGUCUGAUUCAUCGAAUCUUGCUCACCCGGCAGGCAUCAAUAUCCAGCCCUGUACCGCAAGUGGAGAUAUUCGAGGCUGCUCUGCAUCGGUGGACUUCCACGUGGCAACUCGCACCGGAGUCGAGUUUGGAUCCGCUCAACCUCAAUGGCCCGAUUCCGUUCACCUCUACAGCUCUAGUAGGCCUCGCUUACACGCGCCUCCAUCUGGACCUCGGACCCUGUAGAUUGCUCGCAACAAGGAAUGCACGAAUAAUCGCUGACGCGCUGGUCAACUCCGAGCCAUUGGUCCCUAGUCCGGGAUUACUAUUAGCCUUGCUUCAUGCCACGCAUGCGUUAAGUAUCCCGGUUAAAGUGGGUGUGGAGUUUGUCUGUCGUAGUUAGCGAUCAGUCUGGAGUAUUCAGCAUGCACUGUGCGGGAUGGAAUUUGCGGUUCUCGUCAGCAAGUGGCUCCACGGCUCCACGCUGUUGGCCGAUCGCAGGAGACAAAACGAAACGCGACUGCUGAACUGGAUUCGUCGGAUAGUAACCGAGGGCCGCGCCUCACUGGAUGAAGACGUUCUCAUGUCAGACGACUUGAAUUGUGAUCAAUUGGCAUACUUUGUUGUCACUUUAUGGGCACACAUCAUGCGCGGAAAUUCCCGGUGGCCGUUUGUAGAUAUGAUUGGACGAAGCUUGGAUCUCUACGCCAGU